Molecule: messenger RNA, 864 nt
Organism: Monascus purpureus
Lineage: Eukaryota; Fungi; Ascomycota; Eurotiomycetes; Eurotiales; Aspergillaceae
Source: the annotation of a GenBank genome assembly
CAAGGCUUUAUAUUACACGACGGACUUAUUUUUAUCAAUCAGAUCGAACUUUUAUUCGCUCCUUUUUCAACCGUAUCAUCUUUCCCCUGGUCUUCUUUCAGGAAAUCAGGCAUCGUUACUACAUGGAUCAUAGUGCCGGUUUCCUAUAGUCAGCACGAGACGUCCCUUAGGAACUUCUUCACCGCAACGAAUAUAUAUUAAAAAAGCGACGCUGUCGAAUUUUUGUCUAUUUGAAGCGCCUGUGUACAUAAUCGUCAAACCAAGAUCUCCCAAUGGGAACGAACACUGUCCGCCGCAAUCUCUUCCACCACAACCUCAGCAGGCGUCCUGCGUCCGGUGUUUCAGCGAAUGCUACCACACAAGGAGGAAGUGAUGGUAUCUCAAGCCUCUCAUCUCGCAUUCUGGGAUCUGCGUCAUCUGAUGCAGGGGUCUCGUUGAAGGCGGGAUCUUACGAUAAUGGGGAGAUCGUGGCUAAAGACAAAAAUGGCAACUACAAGCUCGACAUUCCUCUGAUACCACCGUUUCUCGAUAGUGAGAAUGGCGAUCGGCUAGAAAGUGUAGAUGAAGGUGGAGGAGCGGGUGCUGUAGCUGUCGGACGCACAGGCGAGGCAGAUAUUAAUGGAUGCGAUAAACAAAAGAUCGAGGUGAAGCUGGCCGAUAUAAUGGGUCGAAAUCGUCGAAAUGGGCAAAUGAGCAAUGGACCAGCUGAGGUCUUAAAUCUCAUUCACCAGAAUCUUCGGGACAAGGUAGCAGCUUUGGAAGAAGACAACUGGAUGUACGAUGGGAACUAGUGCACCCAUCCGCCCAUACAUGACAGUCGGCCAUUCUGUCAAUGUCAGCCAAAUACUACGAUCAACUUCGGAC